This is a messenger RNA of Gekko japonicus, 784 nucleotides long. RefSeq names its product SCY1-like, kinase-like 1 (gene SCYL1). Gene Ontology annotation, molecular function: protein kinase activity; ATP binding. The record is from RefSeq and is a predicted model, not a curated record. The transcript is spliced from 5 exons. The annotation marks the transcript as partial. Gene Ontology annotation, biological process: protein phosphorylation. Lineage: Eukaryota; Metazoa; Chordata; Lepidosauria; Squamata; Gekkonidae.
GGCUAAGCCUGCCAGGGGAGCGGAGUCUGGUGGCGCCUCCUGCUGGGGCCGCUCCAUCGAGCAGCCGGAGGAGGAAAAACCAAGCCCGGCCAGGAUGUGGUUCUUCGCCCGGGACCCGAUCCGCGACUUCCCCUUCGAGAGCGUCGCCCCCCAAGAGCCCCCGCUACAGCCGGGCGGGCCCUGGCAGCUGCACCGCGGCAGGAGGAAGGCUACUGGGGAGCCUGUGUCCCUCUUCGUGUACGACGUGAAGCCGAACUCGGAAGAACACACGCAACUGGCCAAGGCCGCCUUCAAGCACUUGAAGACUCUGCGGCACCCCAACAUCCUGUCCUACAUUGACGGGUUAGAGACGGAGAAAUGUUUGCACGUGGUGACCGAGCCGGUGGUGCCGCUGCGGGCCUAUUUGGAGUCGCGAGGCGAAACGAAGGGUUUGAGCGAUCUGGAAAUCUCAUGGGGUCUCCAUCAGAUAGUGAAAGCCCUCAGCUUCCUGGUGAAUGACUGUCACCUCAUCCACAACAAUGUAUGCGCAGCAGCUGUGUUCGUGGACCGGGCCGGCGAGUGGAAACUGGGUGGUCUGGAUUACAUGUGCUCUGCAGUGGGGGACAGUGCUGUACCUCGGAAGGGGGUCCCCGAGCUGGAGAAAUAUGACCCACCAGAGCUCACAGAAAACAGCAAAGCCCUCGGAGAGAAAUGGUCUGCUGACAUGUGGCGUCUCGGCUGCCUCAUCUGGGAGGUCUUCAGCGGCCCCCUCUCCCGCUCAUCCUCCCUCCGGUCUCUUGGCAAG